CUUUUAUUAAAGGAGUUAUGGCUCAGUUAAUAAACGAUUUAUCUUUGAAAAAAGUUGAAAAAAAAAAAAAAUUAACAAUUUGAUGUGACCACUGACACUGAUUACUGAUAUUAUUAAAAAACAGUUUUUGAUGUUUGAAAUAUUCCAGCCUCCGGCCACUCUAGAUCCACUCAGACAGAUUCUUCACCGGGCAUCAUGUCCACAUCAUCUCUGUCCCUCUCUGAGGACAAUGUAGAGAGGCGGUCAUGCAGAGAGUUGAUGAGCCUCAGCAGCAGAGGCUCGUACAGCGUCAUAUGGAGGUGGAGUGGUGAUGGAUCAGAUCGCCCAAACCAACAGGGCAACCGGUGUUUGUCCAGGUCCGACAGCCUCGAAGAGUGGAUGUGCCCUCCGCUGCCGGGUCAAGUUCCUGUCGGGCCGUCAGAGACUUCAAAUGGCCGAACUGCUCAGGGUGCCGUGGAGGAGGCUUCUCCUGUGAACAAGAGCUCAACAGAAGAACCUACAGAAUGUCGGAAGAGGAAAGGAUUUGGUUCUGUCUUCCAGAGGCUGUGGAAGGCUUUGAAGAGUCCUUUCGGCUGCUGUUUCCACAGUAGUGCUGUGGAUGUUGUGGAGCCUUUUGUCCCUCCAGCAGAUCUGGAGCCAGAGCCUGAUCCUGAGCCGUCACCUGCUCCAGAUCACUCCGCCGUCAAGACAAAUAACGAGUCCUUUGAGUCUCUCUAUAACGUGGGAGAGAUGAUUGGAUCUGGAGGAUUUGGCAGGGUGUACGAGGGAACACGCAGAUUUGACUCCAAAAAGGUUGCCAUCAAGCGGAUGCGCAAGACUGACAACAAUCGUUACCUUGAUAUUCCUGGGCAUCCCGAACCUCUCGUUACAGAAGUGGCGCUGCUGCUGAUGAUGAGGCGAGAACCCAUAAGCCCCUACAUCAUACAACUAUACGAGUGGUUUGAACAUCCUCGAAAAUUCACUCUGGUCAUGGAGUUCCCUGAACCCUGCGAGAGCUUGCUGGACUUCAUCGUUCGUCAUCCUCAACUGGACGAAACAACAGCGCGGGUCAUCAUGCGACAGGCUGUGCUGGCAGUACAACACUGCGUUGAGCAUGGUGUUUUUCAUAAUGACGUUCAUGCGCAGAACUUCCUGUUGAAGAAAAACACGUUAGAGCUCAAGCUGAUAGACUUUGGCUGCGGUCAGCUGUUGAGCAGCGAUGGCUACGAGAGGAACAUAUACCGUGGAAUACUGGAUUACUGCCCACCUGAAGUCUUGACAGACUCUCGAUUUCACGCCGUCCCAGCGAAUGUCUGGUCUCUAGGAGUGCUGCUGUAUGAGAUGGUGAACGCAUGUUCUCCUUUUCAGGACAGAGCGGAAAUCGCACAAGCCAAAGUUACAUUUCAGAACUCCAGCUUAUCCAAAGAAUGCAGAGAUCUGAUUAGCCAGUGCCUAACCCGGGAUCCAACUAAACGGCCGACGUUAGAGCAGAUGUUACAACAUAGAUGGAUUAGAAAUGAUGUAGAUUGGAGAAGUUCAGGAGAUUCACUCCAUCAGUGAUUACAGGAAAUAACAGACUUGCUGUCGUCGGUGGAGGGCUUGAACUCGAGAUUUGACUGAAGCCUGAAGUCCAACUCCAGCCUGACAGGAACUCAGAGCCGCCGCACCAGAGACUCAGAGCCUGUCCACGUCUGAGAAGAACACGAGAGACGACAAGACUGGAGAGAAUCAAGUCAUUACAGACACAUGUGCUUCGUUUAAAAAUGUCAAGACGAGUCAUCUUUAUUUAUGACCAAUCUGUCUGUGACUGUAUAUGUAUAUAUGUAUAUACAAUCUCUAUA
Ctenopharyngodon idella (grass carp) is the source of this 1820-nucleotide messenger RNA. Its product is annotated as serine/threonine-protein kinase pim-2-like. Gene Ontology annotation, biological process: negative regulation of apoptotic process; protein autophosphorylation; regulation of mitotic cell cycle. Gene Ontology annotation, molecular function: protein serine/threonine kinase activity; ATP binding. The record is from RefSeq and is a predicted model, not a curated record. NCBI's taxonomy places the organism in Eukaryota, Metazoa, Chordata, Actinopteri, Cypriniformes, Xenocyprididae. Bases 196 to 1539 code for a protein of 447 amino acids. Gene Ontology annotation, cellular component: cytoplasm. The transcript is spliced from 8 exons.